This is a messenger RNA of Linum tenue, 1067 nucleotides long. The record is from the annotation of a GenBank genome assembly. Lineage: Eukaryota; Viridiplantae; Streptophyta; Magnoliopsida; Malpighiales; Linaceae.
CUUUCAAAGAAUUAGUACCGGAGUGGUAUAAUGAACAGACAUGCCGGCCCAACACCGGGCCCGUAAGCCCAUCCGGUAUAUCGAGAAGCCUGCAUCGAGCCGGUUGUCUUCUCAAACCCAAUCCAAACUUUCCCCCGAAAGAAAAUGAGAAAAAUAAGGAACGAUCAAUGGCGACUCAGCUGCUGCAGUUUUCGCCGUGUCGUUUACAGGCAGCUUCUCUCACUCGCCGCCACUUUCUCCACUCCUCUACAUCAAAACCUCCGGCUGCCAAUCUCCAUCUUCUCCCCCUCCGCCCCUCUCUCCGAUCGAAGUCAAUGAGCACCGCUACAACUCCGGAGAUGGCGGAUUCAGAUCCGGCGAAGAACGCCGGCGGCGGCGGCGACGAGGAAGUGAUAGUCCAGUACGUGGUGCUGCGGCGAGACCUGAUCGAUACGUGGCCGAUGGGAAGCGUGGUGACGCAGGGAUGCCAUGCCGCCGUGGCGGCCAUCUGGUCAAACAGGGACGACGCCGAAACUGUCCGAUACUGCGGGCCGGAGAACAUCGAUUCUAUGCACAAGGUGACGUUGGAGGUGAAAGGGGAAACGCAGAUGUUGAAUCUGGCGGAGAAGCUGAAGGUUGGAGGGAUUGCUUUCAAGCUGUGGAUCGAACAGCCUGAGAACAUUCCCACCUGCAUUGCUACCAAGCCUUACCCUAAAUCCCAGGUGGCUUCGUUUUUCAAGAAGCUCAAGCUCUGCAAGUGAAGCGAGGAUGGAAUUUUUUUUGUUACAUUUUCGGCGACAUCAAUGCAAUGGCAGAUACAAAUUCCGAGUUGUGGAUUGAUUCAGAUUUCAGACUAGUCGUGCUCAUUCUGGAAGAAUACGACACAUUUGCAAUGCGAUUCUCUUGCAACGGUGAGGUAGGGACUGGUUUGGGCUUCGGACGAACGUUUAGCUGGUCGAUAUGCUCUUCGGCUUCCUCAAGUUCGAGCUCUGAGUGGUCUCUGCUCUCUGGUUUUCUUUUUGAUGAUACAUUAGCAACCAGGGUAACCACAGCUCAUCAAGAUCAACUGCCAAAGAAUUAUCGAAUGG